Molecule: messenger RNA, 3147 nt
Organism: Cryptococcus amylolentus CBS 6039
Lineage: Eukaryota; Fungi; Basidiomycota; Tremellomycetes; Tremellales; Cryptococcaceae
Exons: 10
Coding region: 1-3147 (1048 amino acids)
Molecular function (GO): phosphopantetheine binding
Source: RefSeq, a predicted model, not a curated record
AUGCCCGUCCCUCUAUUCUCUGCCCAAUCUGUGACAGAGCUCAUCGCUCUGAGAGCUCAGACUCAGCCAGAUGACUCUGCUGUCCAUACUGGCGCCGCCGAAUUCGGCGAGCAGCUCAUGACCCUGACCUACACAGAUAUCGCCAAAGCUGUCGACCGUCUCGCAGCCCACUACACUGCCCUCAACAUCCAGCCCAGCGUCGCCGAAGAUGAACUGCCAGCGGAACGUAUCAUCGCUGUCCUCACUUCCACAGCUAUCGACGAGACCCUUCUUGAGAUUGCUCUAUCCAAGAUGGGUCUUGCUUCGCUUUUGCUGUCGGUUAACAAUUCAACGGCUGCUGUGGCUCAUCUUUGCAAGGCCACAAAGAGCGCGUUCUUGAUCUAUGGGCCGAAAUACGCCAAGACUGCCAAAGACGUACAAGAACUCCUGGAGGAGGAAGGCAUUGAGAUCAGGAUCAUUCCCGAAACCCGUUAUCCUCUCUGGGGACCCGACGGUGCUCGGGAGUCGAAGAUCAUGCCCUACCAGGCUCGCCUCACUCCGGAACAAGAGAGCAAGCGCACCUGCGUCGUCCUCCACUCUUCCGGCUCCACUGGCUUCCCGAAACCAGUGUUCAUUAGCCACUACGGCUUGGUCGCCAACGCUGCUCAAUCUAUUCCCAAGACUGGCUUCUCUGCCUUACCUCUCUUCCACGGCUUCGGGCAUUUCUCAGUAUUUAGGUGUAUCUAUCACGGCAAGACAUUCACCCUCAUGCCCCCAAACAUCCCUCUCACCUCAUCGAACAUCUGCCGUAUCAUUCGCGCCUCUCCCACACCUCCCGUGCAACAUUUUGCCGUGCCCUACGUACUCAAAUUGCUGGGCGAGACGGAGGAAGGAAUGAAGACGUUGGCAGAAUUUGAAGAUGUGAGCUUUGCGGGGGCUGCGGUGCCGGAUGAUCUUGGAGAUAGGUUGGUGAAAGCUGGGGUGAACUUGAUUUCAUUCUACGGUACUACCGAAACCGGCGCACUUAUGACAUCCCGCCGUUCCAACCCAGAAUCAGAUAAAGCUUGGAACUGGCUCCGCGCCUCCGGCCCCAUCGCCCAAUACCUCGAGCUCAUCCCCCAAGGGUCCGACACUUUCGAAGUCGUCGUCAAAGACGGUUGGCCCGCCAAGAUCAUGAGCAACCGUGACGACGGGGCUUAUUGUACCAAAGACUUGGUACUGAGGCAUCCGAAGGAGAAGACGUGGUUCAAGUACAUUGGGAGGUUGGAUGAUACGCUCACACAGACGUUGGGGGAGAAGACGAACCCGGUUCCCAUUGAACUUGCUAUUCGUGGUAACUCACCCUUGGUGCAAGAGUGUAUUGUGUUCGGGGACAGCAAGCCUCAAGUUGGGGCUCUUAUUCUCCCUUCCGAACAAGGUGCCGAGCUCAGCAAAGACAAGAAAGCGUAUAUCGACGCCGUAUGGCCCGUCAUUUCCGAUGCCAACGCCAAUGCGCCAACCCACUCUCGUAUCUUGCCAGAGAUGAUCGACGUUCUGCCUUAUGGGACCGAGAUCCCUGUUGCUACAAAGAUGUCCAUCCUCCGCCCAGCAUGCUACAAGAAGUUUGCACCUAUCAUCGACGCCAUAUACGACCGCUUUGAGCGUGGCACCGGCGAGCCCAAACUCCACCUGACCUCCAAAACCGAGCUCAUCAGCUUCCUCACAUCCACCAUCCUCACCGCCCUCGGCGAAAAGGGCUCUUCCUCUACUCUUACACCGUCUACCGACUUGUUUGAGUAUGGCGUGGAUUCCCUGCAGGCGACGAGGGCGAGGAAUGUGAUCACCAAGUCGCUUGACCUUGGAGAGGGGGCCAAGAUUGGGCAGAAUAUCGUUUACGAGUAUCCGAGUAUCGAGAGGCUCUCAGAGUAUCUGCUUGAAGUCCAGGAAGGUGGACAAGGGGAUGAUGGACCGGAGAAGGCACACAAGAUGAUGUGGGACAUGGUCGACCUUUACACGUCCCAGCUCAUCAAAGCACCUCUCUCCACCUCUCUUGCCGAGCCUCCUGUCACGCAGGGGCAAGUGGUAGCUCUCACAGGCGCCACUGGAUCCCUCGGUGCCCACCUCCUCGACCGACUCACUCGCUUGCCCUCCGUCUCCAAAGUCAUCUGCCUCUCCCGCGCCAAAUCCCACGCCGACUCGCUCCAACGUAUCCAUGGAUCCCUCACCCAACGUCUUCGCAUUCUCUCCCCUGAGGCUCUGGAUAAGAUUGUCUCUUAUGCUGCGGAUGUGAACAGGCCGGAUCUGGGCUUGACGGAAGAAGAGUAUGACGGGUUGAGGAAUGAGGUGACGGGGGUGAUACACAAUGCCUGGCCGGUCAACUUUGUGCUGUCUCUCCCCUCUUACGCGCCACACAUUGCCGGGGCAACUAACCUCAUCAACCUCACUCUCCGCUCUCCUCACCCCACGAAGCCCGCCUUCUUCUUCUCCUCAUCCGUUGGCACGAGGCAAGGCCAACAGGACGGCGUGGUCAAGGAAGACUUCGCAGCAGGGCCGGAGAGUGCAACGGGAAUGGGGUAUGGGAGGAGUAAGUGGGUGGUGGAGAAGAUCAUGGAGAGGGCUGGGAAAGAGACGGUGGCGAGGUGCGGGGUGUUGAGAAUUGGGCAGCUGGCUGGCGAUACCGAAAAUGGGGUAUGGAACGAGACGGAAGCUUGGCCUUUGAUGUUCAAGUCCAUCGACACCAUUCACGCUCUUCCCAUGCUCGAAGAGCAACCCUCAUGGCUCCCAGUAGACCAAGCAGCCUCCACAAUCACUCAAAUCGUCUUGUCUUCUAUCUCUACCUCCACACCAUCAUCCGCACAGGUGUACCACAUCCUUAAUGCCCACCUCGCCUCCUGGUCUUCCAUCCUUAAGGGCCUCGCUUCAGCCGGUCUCCAGUUCAAAACCGUAUCUCGGCAUGAAUGGCUUAACCUCCUGAGCUCAUCCAACCCCGACGUCACUGUCAAUCCGACUUACAAGCUCCUGGGAUUUUACCAGAAUAGGAUCGGGAAGGAGAGAGAGAAGGGACUGACGUUUGAGGUGGAGAAGACGGAGAAGGAAAGUGAGACGUUGAGGGAGGAGGUGAAGGCUGUCGAGGAAAAUUUGAUCGCGCUUUGGGCGAAUAGGUGGAGACAGUCUGGCUUUAUGAAUUGA